This is a messenger RNA of Cucumis melo (muskmelon), 1729 nucleotides long. Its product is annotated as UDP-glycosyltransferase 73C3-like. Gene Ontology annotation, molecular function: UDP-glycosyltransferase activity. Lineage: Eukaryota; Viridiplantae; Streptophyta; Magnoliopsida; Cucurbitales; Cucurbitaceae. The transcript has a single exon. The record is from RefSeq and is a predicted model, not a curated record. The coding region runs from base 247 to 1689 and encodes 480 amino acids.
AUUUAUUUAUAAACCACAAUCGGCGGUGCAUACCAAGUCAAAAACUUGGGUGCAGCCCACCCAAGCUGCAACCACUAGAAAAUUGACAAGUGGUCAUUUCGUUUUUUCAAAAAAUAAUUUUGAUGCAUUAAUCACUGCUCUUCCAAUAAAAACCAAAAAUGCUGAUGCCCGCUCUUACCAAAUCUUUGACAAUCGACUUCUUCAAAACCGGAGCCGCCUUCUGCACUGCUUCCACCCCACUCUCUCAUGGCUUCCACUUACAUUCUUCUCUUCCCCUUCAUGGCUCAAGGCCACAUGAUCCCCAUGAUUGACCUCGCCAAGCUUCUCGCCCACCAUGGAUUCAUAAUAACCAUCGUUACCACCCCCCACAACGCUGAUCGUUACCACUCUGUUCUUGCUCGCGCCACCCAUUCUGGCUUACAAAUCCAUGUGGCUCUUCUACCAUUCCCAUCCACCCAAGUCGGUCUUCCUGAAGGGUGCGAAAAUUUGGACUUGCUACCUUUACAUCUUUCUUCUUCCAUGUCCGCCUUUUGCAGGGCAACCUCUCUUCUUUACGAACCAUCGGAAAAGUUAUUACAGCAACUCUGCCCUCGUCCAAGUUGCAUAAUCUCCGAUAUGUGCCUCCCUUGGACUCUACGACUUGCUCAGAAUCAUCAAAUUCCAAGGCUAGUUUUCUACAGUUUGAGCUGUUUCUUCCUUCUCUGUAUGCGGAGUUUGAAAACAAAUCAUUCUCUUGUGACCUCCAUCUCUGAUUCUGAAUUCUUGACUUUAUCUGACUUACCCGAUCCAGUUGAGAUUCGGAAAUCCCAGUUGUCUAGAGUGAAAAAUGAAGAAAUGGGUAAGUUGAGUUAUGAGAUGGUAGAGGCCGAUCGGCUUUCUCACGGUGUUAUUUUGAAUGUGUUUGAGGAGAUGGAGGCAGAGUAUGUGGCAGAGUACAGAAAAAACAGAGACUUGCCACAAAAAGUUUGGUGCGUCGGCCCACUUUCGCUUUGCAACGACAAUAAACUCGACAAAGCCGAAAGAGGCGAGAAAUCCUCAAUCCAUAAAGAUGAAUGCAUUAAAUGGCUUAACGGGCAGCAACCAUCUUCAGUGGUUUACGUCUCCAUGGGAAGCCUCUGCAAUUUAAGCACACCCCAACUCGUAGAACUCGGUUUGGGUUUGGAAGCAUCGAAGAAGCCGUUUAUUUGGGUCAUAAGAAAAGGAAACCUCACAGAGGAAUUACAGAGAUGGAUAAUGGAAUAUGAUUUUGAGAGGAAAACUGAAAGAUGGGGCCUUGUGAUUCGUGGUUGGGCUCCCCAAGUUGCGAUACUGUCGCACUCAGCAAUUGGAGGCUUUUUAACGCAUUGCGGUUGGAAUUCGAGCAUUGAAGGGAUUGCAGCCGGCGUGCCGAUGAUCACAUGGCCGUUGUUUGCAGAUCAAGUGUUCAAUGCAAAGCUAAUUGUGGAGGUUUUGAAGGUGGGUGUAAGUGUGGGGGAGGAAACAGCUUUGCAUUGGGGAGAAGAAGCGGAGAAAGAGGUGAUGGUGAAGAGAGAAGAAGUGAGAGAAGCCAUUGAAAGGGUGAUGGAUGGAGAAAACAAAGAAGAGAUGAAACAGAGAUCCAAAAAGCUUGCUGAAAUGGCGAAGAGAGCUGUAGAAGAAGGUGGUUCGUCUCAUCGGAAUCUCAAACGGUUGAUUGAAGAAAUUGUUUAAGAUUUAAAACUUGAAAGGAAAACAAAUUAUUCUAAUCCUA